This is a messenger RNA of Puccinia graminis f. sp. tritici CRL 75-36-700-3, 2565 nucleotides long. RefSeq lists its product as uncharacterized. Bases 1 to 2565 code for a protein of 854 amino acids. NCBI's taxonomy places the organism in Eukaryota, Fungi, Basidiomycota, Pucciniomycetes, Pucciniales, Pucciniaceae. The record is from RefSeq and is a predicted model, not a curated record. The transcript has 3 exons.
AUGGAAAGAGCCUUCGCACUUGCACUCAUCUGGUGGCUGCAGAUCCAAUUGUUACUAGCAACCUCGACAUCUAACGCUGCUUCGAAUAUUGAUGCCGCCUUGGCGGGGUCAGUCCAGAGCUUAGAUCAAGGAAGCCUGGAAGAUAUGAGAACUACUACUAGGUCUGGUCGGGUUCCAACACUAUUACCGUUACUUCCAACAUCCCACAGCCCUCCACGGGAUGAGCAAAACACGCCUACGUCAACUACAGGGGCAAAGCCAAGAGCUUUAAUCGCGAUCGGCGAUAGGAACACGGAUCUAGACAGUGGAAACGGAAAAAGGAAAAGGCUAACACUGUCAUCCUGUGAGAUUGAAGAUAAUCAAGAAAUAUAUCAGUUAGCUUCAGGCAAGCAUAUUGUGGAGCUCAAAUUAUUCAAAGCUUCUCCCCCGUUGAACAAGCCUCGUGGUGGCCUACUGGGUUCGUCGCGUUCAGCCUUUCGAAAAUGGAAUGAUGAAGGUACAAACAAUUCUCUCGGAACAUCGUACCACUCAAGUCAUACAUUCUCACAUGGGCUUAAUCCGAUUCCUGACAUUGAUAGUCGAGGCGCAAGCUACCUCAAUCCCACUUACGAAAAAAGACGUCAAUCCAAUGAAGCGAUUACGCGUUCGCCCGGACAUAACCAUGCAAGCAUUAAUCUGACUCCUUCGGUCAUUCAGCCCCAUUCCACACAUCUUGAUCGCCCAGAGCAAUUUCAAAAUUCAAAUGAUGCGAUCCCUGGCUCCGUUCAACACGGACAUGGCAAUAUCGUCGCCGUCACCGAGCGCAGUCCUUCCGUUUCAAAAAAUACAAUCAGAGAGUUUAAUGUGGAGCAUAUGAACUUGAAAGUUUGGGCAUGGAUUUCGAUCAUCUAUGAACACAUCGGGGCACAAGUGGCCUCUGAGUUCGACAGACAUGCCAAAAAAAUCAUGAUAGAAUUUAAAGCUGAUUUCCUUCCCCAACUCUACCAUCCGAGCAUAAAUGUUAUUCAACAAUCCGAUUCAAUUUUGCUUGAAAAUCAAAUAACGGCUUUCAUUACAUCAUUAUGGGCAGUCAAUCUCAGAGUUUUAGAGUGUUUUGGAUCCAAACGAUCAAGAAUGAUCUAUCUUCAGGAGCAGAAAAACUUAAUCAGGUGGUUUACUAGUUUCCUGCUAACAUGCAACCAGUUCACCUCGACCGGUCCAUCAAAUCGUGGGAUGUUUGAGCCAUGGAUUGGAAGUGAAGGACUGUCUCUUCAUCAGAAAAUCAUGGAGGCAAUUCAACUGAAUGAAGGUCAGGCUAUCUACAAAGUAUAUCGCGAACAUCUCACACCGAAGGCUCUGCCUAUUUCUCCGAAAGAUUUGUUAAUAAACAAAGCGGUUGUUACUGUUCUUGGUUUUUACUACAAAAAUUACAAUCCGGUAAAGUGGGAUUAUAUCUUCGAAGAAGAUGGUGAAUUUGUUAUAAAGUUUUCUAACUUCGGAGCCGAGUGGAAAGACAGACCGUAUCUCAAAUACCCGAUCGAGUACUACGCUAGGGACUUGGCAGGAAGUCUUUUACCCUGGAAAUUACCUGGUCAACCAGACAUAAUGAAGAAUUUUGCAAAUUAUCUAAAGAGUGGACUCGUUAAGUUUGAAAAAUGGGUUUCACCACUUGACUUGUUUGCAUUACGUGCAGAUACUGCGAUCGGUGAGAUCAGGAAUUUUAAAAUUCGCCAUAAUUUUUACAUGGAAGAAGACCAAGAUGAAACCCUAUGGGCAUGGAUCGCCAGGCUGAAACUAGACGGCAAAGCUGAACUACAUGACACUUAUAAACCGGAUUUGACCUUAAUGAGAACUCUCAUUGCAAGGAAGUUGGAAUUUGCAGCUCGUAAAACUUUCAACGACGAAGCAGAAGGGCGCAGAUUCCUAAUGGUUUCUGAUAAACAGGCUUUGGCAAGACUAGAGAGGCUAUUUGAUCUUCUUUGGGCAAUCAAUGGAAAAUUUCUUGAAUCUAUUGGCGCUGAAGUUUCUGGGCAAAGGUUCCGUAAGGAGCAAAAGAGGGUCCAGUUCUAUCUACAGUUCAUGUUUCUUGAGGAGAACAAUGACGAGUCUGGAAGUCGAUUACGCCAAUUCCUGGAUCAAAACCGAGGAGCUGCACCUGAAGCCCUCCAUCAAAACCGCACAUCUACUUCUAAGAGUUUGUACAAAACUCCAAGCGAAUUAAUUAUGGAGUUGAUUUUCUUAAAGGAAAACAAAGUCAUUUACCAAGUCAAGCGCACCGAAAUGCACAGGGGUAGAUCUGCAACGAUAUUCGAGAUGGAUUUAAUCAUGUCCAAGACCAUCGUAGCGAUCCUGGGAUUUUACUACAAAAACGAGAAUCAUGAGAAAUGGAAACUACUUUUCAAACACGAUACAGAUAUGUUUAAAUGGCUUGUAAAAUCCAGCACUCGUUUGUAUUACAGUUCGAUGCCAUAUUGCAACCCCGGUCAAACGUCGUCGGAAAUGAGGGCAUUGCAACUGAUCCCAUGGGCUGAGAAAUUAGAACACUCAAUCAAAACUUCCUCCCAAAAGCAACUGAUAAGUCUUUAG